AUGGCUAAACCUAAAGGAGAGAGAAAAGGUAAAUCCGCGAUCAAUGAAGUCGUGACGCGGGAAUACACUGUUAAUUUACACAAACGGCUACAUGGCGUUGGUUUUAAGAAACGCGCUCCCCGUGCUAUCAAAGAAAUCCGUAAAUUCGCCGAAAAACAAAUGGGUACCCCAGACGUUCGUGUUGACACCAGGUUAAACAAAUUCCUGUGGUCCAAGGGUGUAAGGAAUGUUCCCUUCAGAGUGCGUGUAAGGCUCUCCCGCAGACGUAAUGACGACGAGGACUCGGCACACAAGCUGUUCACCCUAGUGACAUAUGUACCCGUUGCAUCCAUCAAGGGCUUGCAAACUGAGAACGUUGAUGCUAGCCAAGAAUAA
Messenger RNA from Danaus chrysippus (African queen), 375 nucleotides. The record is from the annotation of a GenBank genome assembly. NCBI's taxonomy places the organism in Eukaryota, Metazoa, Arthropoda, Insecta, Lepidoptera, Nymphalidae.